Molecule: messenger RNA, 1821 nt
Organism: Pyrenophora tritici-repentis Pt-1C-BFP
Lineage: Eukaryota; Fungi; Ascomycota; Dothideomycetes; Pleosporales; Pleosporaceae
Product: Glyco-transf-34 multi-domain protein
Biological process (GO): protein N-linked glycosylation
Cellular component (GO): Golgi membrane
Molecular function (GO): glycosyltransferase activity
Source: RefSeq, a predicted model, not a curated record
AUGGGCGACUACUCGUAUCAAUCGCUGGCCAAUAUGGGACCACAGGGUCGCUGGCGGCGCGUUUUGUUGCUUGCAAUGGUGCCUUUGGCCCUCACCCUCGUUUACAUCAACUACCCGUCCUCAUACAUGCCCACUAGCCUGAGAACGACAACAUAUCCGCAUACACAGAACAUCUCCCUUCCCAAAGAUGAUCUUUCCAUGGCAACCAUCAUAAAAGCCCUCUAUGGCCCCGUGCUGCAUCCGAUCGAUGCUGCAAACUUCACAGACGAAGAUGGAGAUGUGUACCGGUUGGCUGGCGAGCCACGGUACAAGAGCAAAUUGGGCAAGAAGGUGCUUAUUUUGGACAUUGACAGCAGGCCGUUGACAGACGAGGGCCAGCUCAUGAACGAGAAUCUGAAGUGGAAGGGCAUGCGAUCGCUGAGUGCGGGCAUGUUGGCACAUUACAUGUUCGCCAAAAUACACGGCUACGAUUACAAGUUCAUCCGCGCACCCGACUACGAAGACCGCUGGGGCACCUGGGUCAAGGUCCCCAUGAUGAAGGAGGCGCUCAAAACACACGAAUACAUCGUCUUCAUGGACUCGGAUGUAAUGUUCCAUUAUCCGCAUCUGCCGCUCGAGUGGCUCCUGAACUACUGGAACAUGACUGAUGACACUCUCGCCAUGAUGUCACUCGACCCCAACGAACCGCAAAACUACGACGAAAAGGGCAACAGGUACCUAAACACCGGUUUUGUCAUUGCGCGACAGAGCCAGCGGACACAGGACAUGUACAAGGCGUGGGCUGAGUGCCCCUCCGAGACAAAGUACAAGGGCUGCGCAAAGUGGAAAACUGGCUGGGCACACGAACAGGCCGCGUUUGGAAACUAUCUACGAUACGACUACGACCGACCAGACGACAUCCGUGUUCUCCCUUGCGUCGAAGCCAACGGAGCGCCUGAAGCAGUGGAUCGCGGUGGCUGCAAGGGCGUUUUCGUGCGACACUUCUGGGUCGACAAGGGUUUGGUGGCCAAGAACCUGGCAGACAGCGUCAUGCAGUACUUCCUACCACGCUUACACGAGGCCUACAUGGGCGCUGCCCAGGAACAUGUUGUGGAUGCAAAGGGGUUCCGCCUCGAGGGCGCAGAGCUCAUUGAGAUGACAGCGGAGGAGAAAGAGAUUGCGAAGCAAGCCCCGGGAAAGAACCAAAAGGAUGAAGGGUGGUAGAACAACCCGGAAUUCCACAAAGGUCUCCCGGCCUCGCUAAGGCGCGAUUGAACCCCAAUCGAAAUCAUACGAACGAUUCACGCCGUCGUAGUCUGCUACAAGCACUGGCAUCGACUGUCGGACGCUAUUCACCCCUCGCGCAACGCUUUUCAUCACAUCUACGCAACGCAUGGCUACCAUCUAUAAUGUCAUCUACUCCACGACCAACGGAACGGACAUGUCAUUUUUAUAUACCGGGAGUUGGCUUCGGCAUUCACGGGCGCCUUGGGUUUUGUCUCGUCACGUUUUUUUUGGAACGCGACUUUGGUUGCUCGCAUAUGUUAUGUGUUAGUUUUUUGGCGUACGGCUUGGAUAUCAUUUUUGGAUGAAUGAGAUGCAUCGUCUUGUAAUAUGAGCGUCUUUUUUCUUAUCCACGCUACAAAACUCCAAGCAUGACUUUAAAUGUAAGCUAGAACCGACGCUGAAGAAGAUUUUCUUCAAGUUUAUGACGUGCUUUUUACUGUAGGAUAUGUACCACUGCAUGUUCAACGGUCCUUGCUUUGUAGUUUGUGUAAUGCCAGCAACGUGUACAACACAACACGCCACUGUCUACACACAACAUAACCAUGAUACCAGUCU